Adineta steineri is the source of this 627-nucleotide messenger RNA. The record is from the annotation of a GenBank genome assembly. Lineage: Eukaryota; Metazoa; Rotifera; Eurotatoria; Adinetida; Adinetidae.
AUGGGAAAUGUAUUUGGUAAGAAAUCGUCAAAAUCUUCGAAACAACCAGCGAUUACCGAACAGGAUCGCGCAAUAUUACAAUUAAAACAACAACGUGAUCGAUUGAAUCAAAAUCGACGACGUGUUGAAAGUCAACUUGAUCGUGAACGUGAAGUUGCAAAACAAUUAUUAAAGAAUGGUCAAAAAGAUCGUGCAUUACUUUUACUUCGAAAGAAGAAAAUGCUUGAAACACAAUUAACAAAAAGUGAAAAUAUAUUGGAAAAUGUUGAACGAAUGACACAUGAUUUAGAAUUCGCUCAAGUACAAGUAGAUGUUGUUAACAGUUUAAGACAAGGAACAGAUGCAUUGAAAAAAAUGAAUGAUAUACUUAAACUUGAAGAUAUUGAACAAUUAAUGGAAGAUUCACGUGAAGCUAUUGAAUACCAAAAUGAGGUAUCAAAUCUUUUAUCUGGUGGUUUAAGUCGAGCUGAUGAACAAGAUGUUGAAGCUGAAUUAGAUGAAUUAAUUCGAGCUGAUGAAGCUAAUCAACUUGGUCAAUUACCAGAUGUACCUCAUCAUCGUCAAGGUGAACGUACUCGUGUAUCUCCAACAAAAUCCAAACAACGUGUGCUUGCUGAAGCUGAUUAA